CUCUGGAGCGCUCCUCUCUCAGGGUCAGACCGGAUUGCAUCCCCUCUUUUCCAGAAGCCUCUCCUUCUCCUUAGGACUCAACCCCCCCACCCACCUCCACCAUCACUACACACACACCCCUCCAACCUGAAAAUCAUCGCCUUGGUUUUGACGGCUUGCACUCUCCCGCGAAGGUUUUUUAAGUCGCGCCUGUGAUGGAAAGCAGAGAGGAGAUGGUGAUGCUGGCGGAGGGAGGUCAGUUUAGCAAGAGCGGCUCUAAUUUGUCGGGAGGCAUCGGGAGCCCCGUGCGAGAUCCGCAGGGGAAGCCGGGCCACAGGAGCUGUCUGAGCCCCGGCGCUGCGCUCUACUCCCGGGACAGAGCGGAGGUGGGGCUGGAGGACAGCGCACGGAGGAAUAUGUGCGCCGAUAUACGGCCAGUUGGCACGUCUGCCUCCGGGGAGAGACACCGGAGCGAUCAUCCCCACAAAGACGGCAGCAGCUCAGACACCGAGUCGGACUUCUACGAGGAAAUUGAUGUCAGCUGCACGCCUGAAAGCAUGGACUACCCAACAGCUAAAGGUCGAAACGGGGAUUCACCGGGUCACCCAAGUGAGACUGGUGCUGACCCGGGUAACAUCGUCCCAGGUCCGGGCUCCCUGUCCUACGCAGCGGACCAGAUUCGGCGGUACCGGACAGCGUUUACCCGGGAGCAAAUCGCACGGCUGGAGAAGGAGUUUUACCGGGAGAACUACGUGUCCAGGCCGCGAAGAUGCGAGCUGGCGGCCGCCUUAAAUCUACCUGAAACCACAAUCAAGGUGUGGUUCCAGAAUCGCAGGAUGAAAGACAAGCGCCAGCGUCUGGCCAUGACUUGGCCACACCCCGCCGACCCGGCCUUCUACACCUACAUGAUGAGCCACGCGGCGGCCACGGGGAACCUGCCCUACCCUUUCCCAUCCCACCUGCCGCUACCCUACUACUCCCACCUGGGUGUCGGAGCUGGCUCGGCUCCGGCUGCCACCCCUUUCUCCAACCCCCUGCGCUCCCUCGACAGUUUCCGAAUGCUGUCUCACCCCUACCAGAGGCCGGAGCUGCUGUGCGCCUUCAGACACCCCUCCCUGUACCCGGGUCCUACCCACGGCCUCGGUCCCGGAGGCAGCCCCUGCUCCUGCCUGGCGUGUCACUCAAGUCAAAGCAACGGUAUCUCCAGCAGGCCCACCGGCUCGGACUUCGCGUGCUCGCCAACCAGCAGGACUGACGCUUUUGUCACUUUCACGCCCUCAGUGCUCAGCAAAUCCUCAUCUGUGACUCUAGACCAGAGGGAAGAAGUACCCCUGACCAGAUAAAACCAAACCAGCUCUUAUUCUAUAUUAGCCUUUAAGCUUUUUAACCUAACAUAUUAUAUGACCAGGACUGAUGCAGCAUGAAGAGGUAGCCUGUAAGCAGUGAAAGCUAGCUUCAACUUGGGGCAAGAUAAUUAAAGCUUCAGACGACGCUGAAGUUCGCUUCCAAUUGACUGCUUCCGAUUCAACACUUAAAAAAAGUAACAAACAUUGCUUAGCGACCAAUCCUCGGCUUUUUGCAUCUCUUAAUGUGGUGAAAUAUUUCAGGUAAAGCUAUGACGCGUUAUAAAACCAUUUUCAGGUUAGGACCUUUAUUAUAUUUGUGAGAAAAGGACUAUUUCACUGCUUUUAUCACAUUAACAUCAUUAGGCAAGGAAAACCACUAUAUUUAAGG
This is a messenger RNA of Plectropomus leopardus (leopard coralgrouper), 1713 nucleotides long. It is a transcript of the gene evx1, whose product is annotated as even-skipped homeobox 1. The record is from RefSeq and is a predicted model, not a curated record. Gene Ontology annotation, biological process: regulation of transcription by RNA polymerase II. Gene Ontology annotation, molecular function: RNA polymerase II cis-regulatory region sequence-specific DNA binding; DNA-binding transcription factor activity, RNA polymerase II-specific. Lineage: Eukaryota; Metazoa; Chordata; Actinopteri; Perciformes; Serranidae. Gene Ontology annotation, cellular component: nucleus.